Paracoccidioides lutzii Pb01 is the source of this 267-nucleotide messenger RNA. RefSeq lists its product as hypothetical. Bases 1 to 267 code for a protein of 88 amino acids. The transcript has a single exon. The record is from RefSeq and is a predicted model, not a curated record.
AUGCCAAAUGAUGUUAUAACCGAGCUUGCAAUUGAAGAUUUGAGGGGUCAAAAGCUCUUAAGAAUUAUACUGCUACUGCCAAAAUAUAUUCAAUUAGCAAAGAAGCCGUACGUCAGCAGCAUAGAUAUGUUUAAAUCUCAUAUAAUGAAACUGCCUUUGACACGAGUAGAAGCUCAUGAACUCACAGAAGAGCUUGCAGGUCAUGACUUUGCUUCUCCUUCUCAGAUUACUCAAAAUCUCAUAAAGAGAUCACUAAAGAAUCUGUAA